AUGGCGGAGGGAAUGCGCGACGAGCGAGGCUCGCAAUCGCGGUCGACGGUGCCGGCUAUCAUCACCACCAAUGCCUCGUCCUCGACCAUCGUCCAUCACGACCCCUCCACCUCGGCCACCAAUAGCCCGACCUUUUUCAAUCGCGGCGACCACAGUCCCAGCACCCCCAGUCCCGGCCUCCUCCGCUCCUCGCAAGGUUUUCCGUUCGGUUCGGUGUCCGAUCUGGCCUCUGCGUCGAGCGGCUACCAACAGCAUGGCCGAAAGGACUCCCGCACGCUUCCGGCGGCGAGCAACGGCUCUGUCAAGAAUCUGGCCUCCUCUCCGACGUUGGUGCAGUCCAGCGCCGACUCCAGCGCCAUUGAUCCCUUGUCUCAACAUAUCAUCAAACGCACCAACACCCAGAAAACCAUCCCCCUGAAGCUCCUGGGGCGCGCAUCGACCGAGGCGGAGUUGGGAGGAAGCGAUCCCCGGGGGUCUCUGGACCGUGGCUCCGCGCGGGGAGAGACGGUGUUGCACCCGAAGCCUCCCAAGGAGAAGAAGAAAGGUGUCUCUUUCCUCAGUCGCAUCAUCCCCGGUAAGAAGAAAGACCAGUUUCUUGAAGACGACGAUGUCUCCGAACCCGAAACCAGCCGCAUGGAUCCCGACGUCGCCGCCCAGCCGAUAGGGUUCGUUCCGCGUUUUCCUCCUCCCCCAAAAUACAUCCGCGUGCGCGCCAACUACAAGAAGGAGAAGACGUUUGACCGGGUCUUCCUGGCUCAGGAGCUGGACGGGGCCGACGACGGCGCCAGUGUGUCGGAACGGGAUGCGGCCAUCUCUACAGCCGGCCCGCAGAACGAGCGGUAUACGGGCAAGGCCAUCUGGGCGCUGGUCUUCUCAAAUGACGGCAAAUACUUGGCUGCGGCUGGCCAGGACCGCAAGGUGCGCGUCUGGCAGGUAGUGGCGUCUCCGGAGGAUCGUGACCCUAGUCAGGCUGAGGGCGCGGAUGAGGCCCCCCGGCUCAACGCGCAGGUGUUCAAAAGUCAGCCGGUCCAGGUGUACGAGGGCCAUACUGGCAGUAUCCUGGAUCUUAGCUGGAGCAAGAACAAUUUCCUGCUCUCUUCCUCCAUGGACAAGACCGUCCGGCUGUGGCACGUCAGUCGGCCCGAGUGUCUCUGCUGCUUCAAGCACAGCGAUUUCGUCACCUCCAUCCAGUUUCACCCGCGCGAUGAUCGGUUCUUCCUGGCUGGGUCAUUGGACACCAAGCUGCGGCUCUGGAGCAUCCCCGACAAGAGCGUGGCCUUUGUGGCCACGGUGCCCGACAUGAUUACGGCGGUGGCCUUCACUCCCGACGGCCGCUACUCGAUCUCGGGCAGUUUGAACGGACUGUGCAAUAUCUACGAGACCGACGGGCUCAAGGCCGUCGGGCAGAUCCACGUGCGGAGUGCACGUGGCCGCAACGCCAAAGGCAGCAAGAUUACGGGGAUUGACACGAUGGCGCUGCCACAUGGCGACCCGCACGGUGAUGUCAAGCUGCUCAUCACCAGCAAUGACUCCCGCAUACGGCUCUACAACUUUCGCGACCGCACCUUGGAGGCCAAAUACCGCGGCAACGAGAACUCGUGCAGCCAGAUCCGCGCGUCAUUCAGCAACGAUGGAAAACACAUCAUCUGCGGCAGUGAAGAUCGCCGCACCUACGUCUGGCCGGUGGGCCCCAUGGAGAAGGAUGCCGAUAAACGAGCGGUGGAGAUCUUCGACACCCAGUCGGCCCUGGUCACCGCGGCCAUCAUGGCCCCAACGCGAGCCAAGCAGGUGCUGGCCUUUUCAGAGGAUCCGAUCUUCGACAUCUGCAACCCGCCCCCGGUGACCCUAGUCAGCCAAGCCGACAAGGAGAACGGACGGACAAAUCGCAAUUCCGGCGCCAGCAAACUCGCCCAACAAUCUCCCACGUAUUUGUCGCGGUCCACGCAUCCGGACGGUAACAUCCUCAUUGUGGCCGACUAUGCCGGGAAGAUCAAGGUGCUCCGACAGGACUGCGCAUACCAGAAACGGCGCUACGACAGCUGGGACACGCAUUCCACCAUCUCGCGCCGCAUCCUCCGACGCACCAACUCGGCGCGCCACAGCAUCGCCUCAUCCAUCGGCAAGGAUUCGCUGAACAAGACGCCGUCCGAACGGAUCAUCUCCUGGCGCAACUCGGUCAUCCGACAUGGCAAUCGCUCCGGCAUGCGCACGCCACGCACCCGCAGUCCGUCUCCGCAUAAGUCGUUGCGCGACCUCCCCGGCUAUUCCAGUCCGGGUCGGACCCCGCGCCCCGACUCGCGGUCUGCCUUCACCACCUCCCCGCCCACCUCUGCAUAUAAGAACUCCCUGGACAGCCAGCGGUCGAGCGGCGACACGACCCGAAAUAACGGCCACAGCGCCGACCCGCCCCGGGGGACCGGCUCGACCUGGUUCCCUCGCGGGGGGGACAAGGAGAACCCGCUCUGGCUACAGGGCGACCAGAGCUACGCGUUCUACAACAAGAUCGCACAAGACGCGAUGGCGGUCCAGAACCGGAAACGGACCGACAGCAACAGACUCCUCAGUCCGCAUCGCUUAUCGGUGCCAGGAGAGCGCCAGCUCAGCCUGGGCAGCGCACUGAGCAGCGACUAUGCGUCGUCGAACGGGGACGGAGAGGACGGUGAGGUAUUAAAAUGCGAUAGUUGCCGGGGCACGAACUUUCGAGCAACCAAGGCACGCAAUGGCAAGCAGCGACUGGUCUGUGUGCGAUCUCACCUCCGCGCGGCGCCGCAAACACCACCAUCAGAAAUACCAGCUCACCAUCACAUUACCACCACCACCUACCUCACCUCCUCCACCUUUACAACUUACACUUCCUACUCCGACAACCAAGGACUACUACCCCCCCCCCAGCGCACCACCAAAAUGCCCUACCUCCCCACCUCACAAUCCUACCUCGAACAAUCCUCCCUCCUCCUCCAAGCCUACCCAGACACGAGAAUAACAACAAAAUACACCUUCCCCCACACAACCCCCAAACCCACCACCACACCCACAGAAACCACCCCCGCAGCAGCAGAAGCCAAACCCCCCAUCGCAACCCUCGAGCUCAAAACCUUCCACCCAGGCACAGGAAUCUGUCUAAAAUACAAGACGAAUAAGGGGGCGGAAGUGGGACGGUUGAUUACUUCUCUUGGGAAGUUGGCGGCGGGGGCGGAUGUCGAGGGACUAGGAUUGGGGAAUACCACUCUUCCGGGUGCUGCUGGUGCUGGGGAUGUAGAGAUGGGGGAUGUGAGUGGUAGUGGGUUGGGGACGCCGGUUGGGAAUGCGAAUGCAGAGGGAGAGGGGAAUGGGAGUGGGAAUGCGGGUGCGGGUAAGGGUGGGAAAGGAGGGAAGAAGAAGGGGGGGAAGGGGAAGAGGUAA
Molecule: messenger RNA, 3402 nt
Organism: Aspergillus ibericus CBS 121593
Lineage: Eukaryota; Fungi; Ascomycota; Eurotiomycetes; Eurotiales; Aspergillaceae
Product: WD40 repeat-like protein
Exons: 7
Coding region: 1-3402 (1133 amino acids)
Molecular function (GO): protein binding
Source: RefSeq, a predicted model, not a curated record